Molecule: messenger RNA, 735 nt
Organism: Penicillium roqueforti
Lineage: Eukaryota; Fungi; Ascomycota; Eurotiomycetes; Eurotiales; Aspergillaceae
Exons: 1
Coding region: 1-735 (244 amino acids)
Biological process (GO): protein phosphorylation
Molecular function (GO): protein kinase activity; ATP binding
Source: RefSeq, a predicted model, not a curated record
AUGCAUUAUCGUGAUAUGGCAGAGAUCUGGGAGCUCGGCGGCAGCCCAAAGCUUCGGUACACUAAUGUCAUCUUCCAGGAUGGCGACAAGUACUUUGCAGCUCAGCUGCCUGGAAAGUUCGCUCACCCAGAUGAGAUUCUGCCUGAGGCCGAAAGCUGUUUCAAGGAGAUUCCUGCCGAACACAUUUGGCCUCUGCUAGAAGAUGGUCUUUCGAUAUGCCACGAUGCCGAUAACCCAGAUGUUUACAUCAAACAGCCCCAGCUCCUUGACUAUGAUGGUUCGGAAUUUUUGAGUGUGCUCCUGCUUCAGGAAGCUCGUAUCUGCCAGGUCCUGAUGCAAAAUGAACACCGAAAUAUUGCUCGCUAUCUUGGAUGUGUGGUGAAAGGGGGGCGGAUUACCGGGCUUUGUUUCCAGAGAUAUGUGGAGACGCUUGCCGGCUGCCUUGAGGCUGGGCGCUCAGUCGAUAACAAAAGCUGUCUCCAGCAGAUCAAGGCGGGACUCGAUCACCUCCAUGCUCUCAAUCUAAUCCAUAAUGACAUCCACAUGAGAAACAUCAUGAUUGCAAGCCAAGAAGCCGUGAUCAUCGAUUUUGACUCGUGUAUUAUCAAGGGACAUCAGCUCCCAGCCAAGCACAAGCGAGGUCGAAUUCCUGAAGAUGUCUGGACUGCAGGAUUUGAAAACGACCAUUUGGGGUUCAAAAUCUUCCAGGAUAAACUUCUUUCGGGAGAUAUCUAG